Penaeus monodon (black tiger shrimp) is the source of this 4349-nucleotide messenger RNA. RefSeq lists its product as uncharacterized. Gene Ontology annotation, molecular function: transmitter-gated monoatomic ion channel activity involved in regulation of postsynaptic membrane potential; glutamate-gated receptor activity. Gene Ontology annotation, biological process: modulation of chemical synaptic transmission; monoatomic ion transport; synaptic transmission, glutamatergic. Lineage: Eukaryota; Metazoa; Arthropoda; Malacostraca; Decapoda; Penaeidae. Gene Ontology annotation, cellular component: plasma membrane; postsynaptic membrane. The record is from RefSeq and is a predicted model, not a curated record.
UCUGUAUCCUUUACGAGGACAAUGAAGGCCUCGUCCGCCUGCAGGAGCUCCUGAAGACGCCUCCGCCCAACGAGUUCAAGGUCACCAUCAGGCAGCUCCCCAGAGACGAUGAUUACAGACCCAUCCUCAGAGAAGUGAAGAACAGCCUUGAACAGAACAUCAUCUUAGACUGCAAGACAGAGAAGGUCGGUCAGGUGUUGAAACAAGCCCAGCAAAUUGGCCUUAUGUCAUCUCUACAUAACUACAUCAUCACUUCGCUUGACUUGCACCUUGUUGAUUUGGACGACUUCAAGUACAGCGGCUCCAACAUCACAGCUGUUCGCCUGGUGGACCCCGAGAGCGAGGAGGUGAAGCGACUGAUGGAGGACUGGGAACGAAGGAGUCCUCAGUACCUGCAAACUACCGAAGGGGAUGAUGUUAUUCUGAAGCAACAACUGGGAGUAGACUUCUGGACGACGGAAACGGCCCUAAUCUACGACGCCGUGAGAUUAUUCGUGCAGGCACUUCAAGCGCUGGAUAAUUCGACGUUCGUGCAAGUUGCGCCGCUCAUUUGCGAGGGAGAAGAAGCUUGGAUCCACGGUAAUUCACUCAUCAAUUAUAUGAAAAUGGUUUAUUUUACUGGACUCACAGGCUUCAUAAAAUUCGACGCCCUAGGAUUUCGCACCGAUUUUGCCCUUGAUAUCGUGGAACUUGGCAUGCAAAAUCUCACCAAGGCCGGCACGUGGAGACUCGACACGGGCGCCAACUACACAAGGACCUUCCAGGAGACGCUGAAGAAGGUGGUCGACGGAUUGCAGAACAAGACGCUCGUCGUGUCCGUGGCCUUUAACGACCCGUACAUCAUGCAGAAGGAGAACGCGGAGGACCUCGCCGGCAACGACCGCUUCGAGGGCUUCUGCAUCGACCUCCUGACGGAGAUUGCCAGCAUCCUCAAGUUCAACUUCACCGUCGUUUCCGUCGCCUCCAACGCCUACGGGUCCAAGAACGCAGAGACGGGGGAGUGGAACGGCAUGAUCAGGGAGCUGCUCGAGCAUCGCGCAGACAUGGCCAUUACGGACUUAACCAUCAACUACGAGCGCGAGCAAGUGGUCGAUUUCACGAUGCCGUUCAUGAACCUCGGGAUUUCCAUUUUGUACAAGAAACCCCAGAAGAUGGCGCCUUCUCUCUUCUCCUUCCUUUCGCCUCUUUCCCUCGAGGUCUGGAUUUACAUGAUCACUGCCUACGUCGGCGUCUCCAUCCUCAUGUAUAUUCUUGCGAGGUUCACGCCGUACGAGUGGCAGAACCCCCACCCGUGCGACCCCGACCCCGACACGCUGGAGAACCAGUUCACCAUCCUGAACUGCCUGUGGUUCGCCAUCGGCUCCCUUAUGCAGCAAGGCUGUGACUUCCUUCCGCAAGCUGUAUCGACCCGCAUGGUGGCCGGCAUGUGGUGGUUCUUCACUCUGAUCAUGAUUUCGUCCUACACCGCUAACCUCGCCGCUUUCCUCACCGUCGAGCGCAUGGACUCUCCCAUUGAGUCAGCGGAGGACCUCGCCAAGCAGACCAAGAUCAAGUACGGAUCGCUCAAGACGGGCAGCACCAUGGCCUUCUUCAGGGACUCCAAGAUCCCGACUUACCAGGGCAUGUGGGCGACCAUGAUGCGCCACGAGGAUCCAGGCCCCUCCGUCUUCCCCGCCUCCAACGCCGAGGGGGUCAAGCGAGUCCAGGAGAGCAACGGCCUGUACGCCUACCUCAUGGAAUCCACGUCCAUCGAGUACGUGGUGGAGCGGCAGUGCGACCUCACGCAGAUCGGGGGCCUCCUGGACUCCAAGAGCUACGGCAUCGCCCUUCCCCCGGGCUCUCCCUACACGAGUGCCAUCAGCAGUGCCAUUCUGUCGCUGCAAGAAACUUCGAAAAUACAGAUGCUGAAAAGACGAUGGUGGAAGGAAAAAAACAGAUCUGACAAGUGUGCAAAGGACAAGGAGGAGGCGGGCGGCAGCAGUAUGGCGAGUGAACUGAAUUUAUCGAACGUCGGCGGUGUCUUCGUGGUGCUGCUCGGAGGGAUGGGCCUGGCACUGGUCGUGGCACUGGCGGAGUUCGUCCUUGAGUGCUGGGACAUAUCGAAAGAGGAUGAGAAAUCAAUAAUAUCAGUCCUGAGUGAGGAGCUGUGUUUCGUCUUCCAAUGCAAAGGGUCGACAAAACCUGUCAGGAAGAAAAUAGAGUCAGAAACACCAACAGUUGACAACUUGUACAGUUCCGAUGUAUACAACUGUAGUGGAAGAAAUCAACAUACCUACGUGCCCCCACCCCCCUCGCCCGUCGCCAACGUGAAUGCAUCGACGGUCAACCAGAACACAUCCUUGCUCAGUCAGAACUCAUCCACCGUGGCCAGCCAGAAUUUCUCCUCCUCGCCCUACUUCACGCCGGACCGAAAGCCUUCCCUCUCGCCCACGGCAGACCCGAGCGAGGAUCUGCCCGAGGCCGAGGGCCACACUGAAAAGCUGGAGUUUUUGUUGUAUCUGAGAUUUCUCUGUGUGAGAGUCAGUCACUUUUUUGAGACAAUCUAUCGGGCUUGUAGAUCAUGCAUUGUCACUGUUGACACAAAGCAGGUCCAUGUAGUAGAUGCGAACAGCAGAAUGGCCUGCAACACCAUGUUAUGCAUCUGUACACAAAUCUCGAUGUUGGAUGUCCAAGCACAAGAUGAAAGAUCCUUGAUAUUACUAGGUCUGGUUUCUUGCACUUCGUUGUUCAUGACGUUCCAUGCCAAUUUGAUACAAGAAUCCCACUGUCAUUUAGGAACUUUUAGACUAUCUCUGACUGCCACGAAUCCAGGUAACUCACGCCCCCCCCCCCACCCUCUCCUCCUCUACCCCCAGAACGACCCGUACAUCAUGCAGAAGGAGAACGCGGAGGACCUCGCCGGCAACGACCGCUUCGAGGGCUUCUGCAUCGACCUCCUGACGGAGAUUGCCAGCAUCCUCAAGUUCAACUUCACCGUCGUUCCCGUCGCCUCCAACGCCUACGGGUCCAAGAACGCAGAGACGGGGGAGUGGAACGGCAUGAUCAGGGAGCUGCUCGAGCAUCGCGCAGACAUGGCCAUUACGGACUUAACCAUCAACUACGAGCGCGAGCAAGUGGUCGAUUUCACGAUGCCGUUCAUGAACCUCGGGAUUUCCAUUUUGUACAAGAAACCCCAGAAGAUGGCGCCUUCUCUCUUCUCCUUCCUUUCGCCUCUUUCCCUCGAGGUCUGGAUUUACAUGAUCACUGCCUACGUCGGCGUCUCCAUCCUCAUGUAUAUUCUUGCGAGGUUCACGCCGUACGAGUGGCAGAACCCCCACCCGUGCGACCCCGACCCCGACACGCUGGAGAACCAAUUCACCAUCCUGAACUGCCUGUGGUUCGCCAUCGGCUCCCUUAUGCAGCAAGGCUGUGACUUCCUUCCGCAAGCUGUAUCGACCCGCAUGGUGGCCGGCAUGUGGUGGUUCUUCACUCUGAUCAUGAUUUCGUCCUACACCGCUAACCUCGCCGCUUUCCUCACCGUCGAGCGCAUGGACUCUCCCAUUGAGUCAGCGGAGGACCUCGCCAAGCAGACCAAGAUCAAGUACGGAUCGCUCAAGACGGGCAGCACCAUGGCCUUCUCAGCUUCCUUCUUCAGGGACUCCAAGAUCCCGACUUACCAGGGCAUGUGGGCGACCAUGAUGCGCCACGAGGAUCCAGGCCCCUCCGUCUUCCCCGCCUCCAACGCCGAGGGGGUCAAGCGAGUCCAGGAGAGCAACGGCCUGUACGCCUACCUCAUGGAAUCCACGUCCAUCGAGUACGUGGUGGAGCGGCAGUGCGACCUCACGCAGAUCGGGGGCCUCCUGGACUCCAAGAGCUACGGCAUCGCCCUUCCCCCGGGCUCUCCCUACACGAGUGCCAUCAGCAGUGCCAUUCUGUCGCUGCAAGAAACUUCGAAAAUACAGAUGCUGAAAAGACGAUGGUGGAAGGAAAAAAACAGAUCUGACAAGUGUGCAAAGGACAAGUGGGAAAAAAUCAACAUACCCGAUUACCAGAUGUGGCGUCAGCCUCUGACGUCACAGUCGAACCCUCACCCCGACCAAUGGCCGAUUCCUAGCUACGUGCCCCCCACCCCCUCGCCCGUCGCCAACGUGAAUGCAUCGACGGUCAACCAGAACACAUCCUUGCUCAGUCAGAACUCAUCCACCGUGGCCAGCCAGAAUUUCUCCUCCUCGCCCUACUUCACGCCGGACCGAAAGCCUUCCCUCUCGCCCACGGGGCAGGACCCGGGGGGGCGAGGAUCUAGGCCCGGCCGACGCGAGUGCGAGGAGCUGGAAACGGGGCCAGUUUUUCGAAAACUUGCAUAUAGUUAG